This is a messenger RNA of Portunus trituberculatus (swimming crab), 1633 nucleotides long. RefSeq lists its product as uncharacterized. NCBI's taxonomy places the organism in Eukaryota, Metazoa, Arthropoda, Malacostraca, Decapoda, Portunidae. The coding region runs from base 113 to 1225 and encodes 370 amino acids. The record is from RefSeq and is a predicted model, not a curated record. Gene Ontology annotation, biological process: lysosome localization. Gene Ontology annotation, cellular component: BORC complex. The transcript is spliced from 9 exons.
GCCGUUGCAAAUGCGAGACUCCAGACGACGCAACACAGCGCAAGUUGUCAACGGGGCGUAUUUGUCACAACACACAUCUUUCAUUCGGCGGUGACUUGUGACGAACACUGUAAUGGGGGAGGAAGGUGAAAGAAGGAAGAGGAUCUCUACCAACCCCUUCCUUUACACGGACGGCAGUCUGGUGGAGGAUGAUGUGCUGCAGGCCCAGCUAAGUGUAGAGGAGCCUAGCAGUGGUGGCUCCGCCUCGCCCAGUCCCCGCUGUCACGACCCACCCCAGAACAUCACCUCCUCCAGCCCCCGUGGCCAGGAGGCCGCUGACCCAGACCACACGCCCCAGGCUGAGAUGCCAACCAGACAGGUGUGGACGCAGGCACGGACAAACUCAAGGACUGGUACUUCUAUUGACAUUGAUGAUGAAAAGUUACAGAGUAUGACAGGAUCAUACUCAGAGAUUCUGGAACGACCAUUGCUGAAACAAGGCAUUGCAGAAGCUGAUGAAGAGGCUGAAGAUGAGGGAAAAGAAGAGAUGGAUGCUGUCACUCCUGUGUACUCAGAAAUGGAUCCAGUGCAAGCUUUCUUGUCACAAGAACGUCUUAGUGCCUUUAUGGCCCGAGAUGACUCUCUAGGGGAGAUGCCAGACUAUGGAACUGAUGCACCUCAAGACUCUAAGGAGCGGCCUGUGAGCCUAAGGGUGGGGAGGUGCAGCCCAGACCAAGCUGAGUCAGCACUGCAGGGCUCUGGAAUGGUGACACGACAGGGAGACAUUAUAUCUUUUGUUGCUGAUGAUCUGCAUAGUAAAAUCAAACUUGCGAGCCCAGUGUCAAAGUCAGUGGUCUCCUUCCCUGGCUCCAGGAGCUCAACUCCAAGCUUACUACGGACAGCCUUAGAUCUACAAGUGCCCCCUAUUGACCCAUCCACCAUUAAUGACAUUGAGAGGCAUGCAAGACAUAUUGCUACAUCUGUUGACACACUCAUAGAAAAUCUCACUGGAACACUCCACAGUAUAUCUGCAUUGACUGUAGAUUGUGUAGAAACUUACCGAGAUGCUGUGUGCAAGACUUGUGAUGCUGUGGAUGCAAAUAUAAAGUCAAUGUAUCAACUUAUGGCCAAAACAGAAGAACUAAGCAAGUCAAUGAAGCCCAUAUACAAGUUGCAAGAGCAAAUCAAAGAAGUUCGACGCUUACUUGACAUGUUUGAGAAUCUUGUCCAUUCAUGUGGUGCGUGAAGCUUCAGAGGCAGCUGUGAGAUUGAACUUGUAACCUACAGUGAUAUGUACAAAUAUGUUGUUGUGUAUAGUAGUCUUGUGAAAAUGUUGUGUUAGAUUGUUAGAACAUUUCUUUACUAAAUACUGUGAUAUUCAUCUUGUUAUUUCUUAAUUAUAUUUGAUUUUACAUAAAUGUGGAAAGAUGGAGAGAAUAGAGAUAUUGGACACCUGAGCAUCAUGCAGUGUGUUUUGAGGUUUGGUCUUCUCCAAGAGUCCUAGGGCUGAGAUGGAUUUUGUUUAGUCUUAGGGAGUGUGUGUGUGUCUGUGUAUGCAUACAUAUGUGUGUGUGUCUGUGUGUCUGUGUGUGUGUGUGUGUGUGUGUGUGUGUGUGUGUGUGUGUGUGUGUGUGUGUGUGUGUGUGUGUGUGUG